AUGGCGAGCGUCGCGGCGGCGCGCGGCGUCGUUCGCGGCGACGGCCUCGCGCGCGGACGCGCGAGGCGCCGCCUCCUCCUUCGUCACGGCGGACGUCGUUCGACGACGUCGUCCUCCUCCUCCUCCUCCUCCUCUUCCGCCGCCGUCGACGCCGACGCCGACGCCGACGCCGCGGUGCGCGAGCUCCUCGCGUGGGCCACCUCCGACGCGCUGACGCUGUCGCCGAAAGUCACGGUGGGCGUCUCCCCCACCACGAACGCGCGCGGGCUCAUCGCGACCGAGCGAAUGCGCGAGGGCGAAGACGUGCUGAUCCUCCCGGCGUCGUCCACCGCCUUCGACGCCGCGUACGCGCGCGACGAUCGCGACCUCGGGCUCAAAGACGCGAUCGACGCGUACGAGCGCGACCCGAACCGCGGCGGCGACGUCACCCCGGAGGUGGCGCUCGCGCUGCUCGUCGCGCUGACGCGACGGCACCCGGAGAAGACGCCCUUCGGGUCGUACGUCGGGGCGCUCCCGACGACGCCGGGGGGCGACUCGCCGUUGUCGUUCACCGACGCGACGACGAGCGCGCUGCUGGAGAUAUUGCCGCUGUCGCUCGUGGACGCGAUCGACCGCGCGCGAUCGGAUCUGUACCAGCUCUGGGACGUCGCCGCGGCGGUGAUGGACCUGGUCGUCGUGCCGGGCGCCGAUCCGUUGUUAACUUCUUCUUCUUCUUCUUCUUCUUCUUCUUCUUCUUCUUCUUCUUCUUCGGUCUCCGCGUCAACCGCGACGCCCACCGAGUCGGAGCUCACCGUCGACGAGUUCUUCGCCGCGUGGAUGGCGAUACGCUCGAGAGCGAUCACGUUCCGCGUGCUGCGCGGCGAUGACGGCGUCGUGGACGCGCGCCGGUGCAUGGUCCCCGUCGUCGACUUCAUGAACCACGCCUGCGCGCCCCCUCCCGGCGGCGUCGGCGUCGGCGACGGCGUCCACGCCGGUCCCGUCGUGACGAUGAGGCGCGUCCCUGUUUACACUAGUCCCCGUACGACCGCGUCGGCGCGAACGACGACGACCGCCGGCGGCGGCGCGUCGAGCGUCGCGUGGACGACGACGCGCGCGGUCGAACCCGGAGAGGAAGUCACGUGGGGCUACGGCGACCUGUCGAACGAGGAGCUGUGGCUGUGGUACGGUUUCGUGCCGGAUCCCCCCGCGCACGCGGGCUCGGCGGUUACGUUUUCGCUGCCCGAGGCGGCGCUCAGGGCGGGGCUCGCGUCCGUCGCGAGCGGGGACAGCGAAGAGGAAGCCGCGGCGAGGGAGUCGCUCCUCGUCAAGGCGGGCGCGUUUAGCGUCGAAGAAGGAGAAGAAGGAGAAGAAGAAGGCGGCGCCUCCGCGAGGGCGUUGCAGUUCGAGCUCAAGCUCGGGACGCCGCCGGCGGUCCUCGCCGGCAUCUCCGGCGUGAUGUGCUGCGCCGGCGACGAGGCGAUGGCGAUGGCGAAAACCUUCGCGCCGCCGCCGCCCGCGGAGGACGACGCGAGAGACGCGGGAGCCGACGAUUGGACGGGAGAGAUAUUCGCGAGGGUGACGCCGCAGUCCGCGUCGUCGUCGUCGUCGUCGCCGCCGCCGCCGAAAUCGAUACGAGUACAGCUGUGCGACGAGAGCAAACGCCGCGCGGGGAAAUAUCUCGAGUACGUCCUUGGGCAAGUCGAGCCGAUCGUGUGCGGCGGUCUCAGCGACGAGGACGCGCGAGCGAUGGACGUCCCGGAGGAGGUGGACGCGGCGACGUGGGCGGCGGCGAUUCGCGUGCGCGCCGGCGCCGUCGCGGUGUUUCGCUCCGUCGACGCGUUCACGUCGGAAACGGCAGACAAGGCGUGGAUCGAACGCGCGGUGUACGACCUCAUUAAAUAGGCCCUAGCUAGUAGACUACUGUAGUCGUAUCACAUGCCGUAGACGCGCGCGGACGUGCUGUACUUCCGGACGCGUCGCAGACGAAAAAAAAGGCGCGGCGCGUCGUCGUCAGAUGAAGAGCCCCUCGAUCGCUGCCGUCAACGAAGCAGCCCGCGCUCGGCGCGCUUGGCGCAUCAUUGCGUAGUCCGACGGAGCUGAUAGACUUGUAAUACUGAAUCAGAUGAACCCCUGGCGGCCUCCGUCGUUCGUCCUCCCGACGGCGUCGAACACGUCGGGCCCGCGAGGCGGCAUCCGCGCGGGUUCGAUCACCGUGUUCGAGUCCAACCACUCCUCGCUCCCGACGCUCUCGUCGUCGCUCGGCUCCGGGGUCGGCUCCGGGGUCGGCUCCGGGGUUUGCUCCCUCUCGACGAUCGGCGCGUCCACGUCGUUCGGCUGCCACUCCCCGCGGUUCCUCGCCGGGGACCCGCCGAGCGCCUCCCCCGCGGCGAUGUGCCCCAGGCGUUUCAAUUCCUUCUCUAACCGUCGUCUCCGCGCGGCCACCUCCGCGCGCAUCUUCAUCAUCGCGCUCCUCUGUUCGAUCUGACCGGGCUCCGGGUCGCCGUCGACCGCGGUCAGCGGGUCGUACGUCGGCGGCGGCGGCGGCGGCGCGAACGGAAUCGCGGCGGCGAC
Molecule: messenger RNA, 2550 nt
Organism: Micromonas pusilla CCMP1545
Lineage: Eukaryota; Viridiplantae; Chlorophyta; Mamiellophyceae; Mamiellales; Mamiellaceae
Exons: 3
Coding region: 1-1881 (626 amino acids)
Biological process (GO): peptidyl-lysine monomethylation
Molecular function (GO): protein-lysine N-methyltransferase activity; protein binding
Source: RefSeq, a predicted model, not a curated record